UACGUACCUUUCGAAGAACGUCCAUCAUUCCAUUGUCAUCAGAGCUUUUGAGGGCGAAGCAUUCCUGAUGCUUCAUCGCAUUGGCAUUACGGGUAUAUGACGUACUUUCGGUAAAAGCCUCGUCAAUGGCAUUCCGAACAAUGCACAAUUCUGGUUGCCUUAGCGCAAAUAUUAUGGCACGAAGCAGCUGGUGGUCUUUGCUUGAGGAAUCGGAGGACGGAUACGAACCAAUGGAAGCGUUUGAUCCGUGCCCUUUGCCCACGCCUAGACCUAUCAACAAACUAGUUUUGGCGGUAGCAAUGGAAGCUUCGUCCCUUGCUUCUUGUUCGUUUUCCUCAAUUCUUUCUCUGUUGUUUUGUUGCUGCUGCUGCUGCUGUUUCCGUUGCGCUUCCGUAUCUCUGCUCUUGCUUUCGUUUUCGAUGCGCUCCAUGUGAUUUUUCAGGAUCGAUGCGAGGACGGGAAUGAAUGCUAGUGUAGACUUGAUGCAGACCAACGCAGAWAUACCCUUGCUGGCGAUGCGCGCAUUCGCAGCAUUGCUCUUGCCCGUGGCAGGASCUGCAGYAGGUGCUAACGGCACUGCUAGGUGGCUCGAAGCAUUAUUAUUACUGGUUGAAGCGGAAGUCGAAGAAAUUCCAAAUCCUCCCCUGUUCUCUUGAUGUUGCUUUCGUUGCUGUAGUUGUUCCUGUUGCUUCCUCGAAGGAACAACAACGAUGUUUGUUAGCAUAUUAUCCAAACUAGCUAGAUUCUGGAGUUGUUGCAGCGUCGCGUAAAACAGAUCUUCGUUGUGUAGAAAUGUAUCAACUAGAUCUAGCCGUGCCGUUAUAGUAUCUAGUCUGUGGUGCGUUGGAGAAAAAUAGUAAAAGCGGAAUAUCAAAUGAGAACCAAGAACGACGAAAGCUUGCUAUGAAUCCGCAUUUUUUAGCAUCUGAUCGAUGAGCAUUCGAAAUUGGAGGGACUAAAAUGAUUCAUUCGCAUCGGACGAUGGGCAAUAGUCGGUUUAUCUAACGUACCUGCUUGGUGGCGCCAUUAGAGUCGUUCGCAGCAAUCGAUGUCCAACGCUAGUUUUUGUACAAUCCAUGGUCGAAAUGAGCGAAUGCUUGCGGUGAUUGGACAUGGAUGAUCCUGCKGUUGCCAUGUGGCUGUUAUUUGUCAACAGUUCCAACUGCAGCAAGGUGGAGCGAUCUAUUUCCAUUCGGUGGUUGUUGUGACCACCUGUGUGUACUCGAACAUCCAGAGAAUGUCUGGUAAAGGUCACAGCCCCAAGGGUAAGCUGCGUAUAAUGAAGAACCGCAUGGCAGCUGGACAGCAAAAUGUAUUCUUCCACUAGAGUAGAAUCGUAUGUGUCUUGCCUUGCGAGUCGUCGGAGAAGAUCGGCCCCCUUGGUUUGGUCAAAGUAGGACCGCGAAAUGAAYUUGACAACGGUCGCCUCUUCCUCGGAAGAGAUAGCAGCUUGCCCUGUCUCUCCCGUKGAUCCUGUURCCAUCGAGUCGUWUUGCUGUUGCUGCUGCUGAUGCUUUCGUUGAACAUCGAAGUGCUGGAGGACUUUGCGGGCGAGGGGAGAAUGAUAGCGGCCUUCGUUCAUCAAGACCUCGUCCGGGCACAAGACCGACAAAUAGGCAAUUGUUUCCGAAUAACUCUGUCCAUUGCUCUGCUUGGUGACAUUGAGCAAGAAGGGAGCCGACAAAUCCAGGGACACRACGCAGGUUUCCCGAGCUAGGUUCUCUCCAAUCGCGCAAAGAAUAUGGGGAGAUGACGACGAGGCAUUUCCUUGCAUAAUGCACGAAUUGCUACGACGGCUACAGCGGCUGCGACCACCGGCAUGAUUGCGGUUGCUGCUACURCUGCUUGCAAUGCCGAGAUUKUGUCGGCGUCGAAGACGAUUGCGGGCAUUGCUGGAGCGAGAAGCGGCACUCGAAACGGAUCUACCCGAAGAAUGACAAUGAUAUCUAGCACUGUUGYUCGCGCAUACGACAUUGAAUCUUCCGUUGUUACUACCACCAAUGCGCUGCUUCUUCGUCUUCUUCGAGAUAUCUCCCUGRCUAUCCCGAGUUGCGUUCCGAUGAUGAUCCAUAGCAGUACGAAGGUGUUUGAUGGAGGAAAGAGGGAACUGGAAAUCAAGAUAAAGAGAACACAACUCUACUCACAGUAAGUAAUUUUGAAUAGUAAAUUUGAUUCGAUAUUGCUAMUAUUGCGAAGGAAGAUGAAUACCACAUUAUGAUUGCGUUCCUAGUGUGAUUCUAAAUCACGAGUARGCGCUUACGAUUAUCUUUUUGUUCACGAAAUCGAUAAUGAGAGAAAAAUCGUUGCGAUUUCGCAUGAGAACUCGUAUUUCUACCGUACGAGUACGUAGUUCUCUCUUCUAGUGUACCGUACGAGAGAAGAAAAUCGUUAGUCGUGAAGCGUUCGCGCAAGAAAAAAGGACUCGUUCGAUUAAAACCACCCCAGUUAG
Messenger RNA from Pseudo-nitzschia multistriata, 2449 nucleotides. Lineage: Eukaryota; Bacillariophyta; Bacillariophyceae; Bacillariales; Bacillariaceae. The record is from the annotation of a GenBank genome assembly.